Phodopus roborovskii (desert hamster) is the source of this 4607-nucleotide messenger RNA. RefSeq names its product nucleotide binding oligomerization domain containing 2 (gene Nod2). The transcript is spliced from 13 exons. Bases 142 to 3183 code for a protein of 1013 amino acids. The record is from RefSeq and is a predicted model, not a curated record. Gene Ontology annotation, biological process: regulation of apoptotic process. NCBI's taxonomy places the organism in Eukaryota, Metazoa, Chordata, Mammalia, Rodentia, Cricetidae. Gene Ontology annotation, molecular function: protein binding.
CUCCAAGGUGGCACUAGCUGGAUUGAGAAGAAAAGGCAGGGGAGACAGAACAGUUGUUUAACCUGGAGAGGGCAUGUCUGACCGAGUAGGAAGGUGCAAGAACAGGAAUCUAGGACCAGCUUUCAUGAGAUAGGUUGUGACAUGUGCUCACAGGAAGACUUCCAGGCACAGAGGAGCCAGCUGGUGGCACUAUUGGUCUCAGGGUCCUUGGAAGGCUUUGAGAGCAUCUUGGACUGGCUGCUGUCCUGGGAUGUGCUGUCCUGGGAGGACUAUGAGGGCCUCAGCCUCCCGGGUCAACCUCUCUCCCAUUCUGCCAGGCGCCUACUGGACACAGUCUGGAACAAGGGUGAUUGGGGCUGUCGGAAGCUCCUUGAAGCUGUUCAAGAGGCCCAGGCCAAUAGUCACACCUUUGAACUGCAUGGCUGCUGGGACACUCACUCCAUUCAUCCAAUCAGAGACCUUCAGAGUCACCGGCCAGCCAUUGUCCGGGGACUCUACAACCAUGUAGAAGCCAUUCUGGAGCUGGCAAGGGAGCGGGGAUUCCUGAGCCAGUACGAAUGUGAUGAGAUCAGGCUGCCAAUCUUCACGUCAUCCCAGAGGGCAAGAAGGCUGCUUGACCUUGCCACGGUGAAGGCAAAUGGACUGGCUGCCUUCCUUCUUCAGCACAUCAAGGAAUUACCUUCACCAUCCCUGCCUUAUGAAGCUGCUGAGUGUCAGAAAUUCAUAUCGAAGCUGAGGACCAUGGUGUCAGCCCAGUCUCGCUUCCUCAGUACUUAUGAUGGGUCAGAGAGUCUUUGCCUGGAGGAUAUAUACACGGAGAACAUCUUGGAGCUGCGGACAGAGGUGGACAUGGCUGGGGCCCUGCAGAAGAGCCCUGCCAUCCUGGGCCUGGAGGAACUCUUUGGUACCCAUAGCCAUCUUAACAAAGAUGCAGACACUGUGUUGGUGGUGGGUGAAGCAGGCAGUGGCAAGAGCACUCUCUUGCAGUGGCUGCACUUGUUGUGGGCGACAGGGCAGAACUUUCAGGAGUUUCUCUUCGUUUUCCCGUUCAGCUGCCGGCAGCUACAAUGCAUGGCCAAACCGCUGUCUCUAAAGAUGCUGCUCUUUGAGCAUUGCUGUUGGCCUGAUGUUGGUCAGCAUGAUGUCUUCCAAUUCCUCCUUGACCAUCCUGACCGUGUCCUGUUAACCUUUGAUGGCUUGGAUGAGUUCAAGUUCCGGUUCACAGACCGGGAGCGUCAUUGCUCUCCAACUGACCCCACGUCAGUCCAGACUCUGCUUUUUAACCUUCUUCAGGGGAACCUGCUGAAGAAUGCUCGCAAGGUGCUGACCAGCCGUCCAGAUGCUGUGUCAGCUCUCCUCAGGAAGUUUGUCCGGACAGAAUGCCACCUCAAGGGCUUCUCGGAAGAGGGGAUUGAACAGUACCUGAGAAAGCACCACCGGGAACCUGGGGUAGCAGAUGGCCUCAUCCACCUGCUCCAAGCCACAUCAGCCUUGCAUGGUUUGUGCCAUCUCCCUGUCUUCUCAUGGAUGGUGUCAAGAUGCCACCAGGAACUGUUGUUGCAGAAUGGGGGGUUCCCAACGACCAGCACAGAUAUGUACCUCUUGAUCCUACAGCAUUUCCUGCUGCAUGCCUCCCCUCCAGAUUCCUCCUACCCCCUCAGUCUGGGACCUGGUCUCCUUCAGAGCCGGCUCUCCACCCUCCUGCACCUUGGCCACCUGGCUCUCCAGGGCCUGGCCCUGAGCUGCUACGUAUUCUCAGCCCAGCAGCUCCAGGCGGCACAGGUUGACUCUGAUGAUAUUUCUCUUGGUUUCCUGGUACGCGCCCAAAAUGUUGUGCCCGGGAGCAAGAUGCCCCUGGAAUUUCUACACAUUACCUUCCAGUGUUUUUUUGCUGCAUUCUACUUGGUAGUCAGUCCAGACACAUCAGUAGCCUCACUCAGACACCUCUUCAGCUGUGGCCGGCUGGGCAGCUCACUGCUGGUUAGACUGCUGCCCAGUCUGUGUAUCCAGGGCUCCAGAGUCAAGAAGGGCAGCAAAGCGGCUCUACUACAGAAGGCUGAGCCACACAACCUACAGAUCACAGCAGCCUUUGUAGCAGGUCUGUUGUCCAAGGAGCACUGGGACCUGUUGGCCGCAUGCCAGAUCUCUAAGAGGGUGCUGCUCCAGCGCCAGGCAUGUGCCCGCUCAUGUCUGGCCCAAAGCCUUCGUGAACACUUCCACAACAUCCCACCUGCCGUGCCAGGUGAAGCCAAGAGCAUGCAUGCCAUGCCUGGCUUCAUUUGGCUUAUCCGGAGCUUGUAUGAGAUGCAGGAGGAGCAAUUGGCACAGGAGGCUGUGCGUCGAUUGGACAUUGGGCACCUGAAGUUGACGUUUUGCAGAGUGGGCCCUGUAGAGUGUGCUGCCCUGGCCUUUGUGCUGCGGCACCUCCAGCGACCUGUGGCCCUGCAGCUGGACCACAACUCUGUUGGAGAUGUAGGAGUGGAACAGCUGCUGCCCUGCCUUGGUGUCUGCAAAGCUCUGUAUUUGCGAGAUAACAAUAUCUCAGAUCGAGGUAUCUGCACACUGAUUGAGUAUGCUCUCCACUGUGAGCAGCUGCAGAAGCUGGCUCUCUUCAACAACAAGCUCACGGAUGGCUGUGCGUACUCCAUGGCCAAGCUCCUUGCACACAGGCAGAACUUCUUGUCACUGAGGGUGGGGAACAAUCACAUCACAGCUGCUGGAGCCCAGGUGCUGGCCCAGGGGCUCAAGAGCAACACCUCCUUGCAGUUCCUGGGGUUCUGGGGCAACAGUGUGGGCGAUAAGGGUACCCAAGCCCUGGCUGAAGCUGUGGCUGGUCACCAGAGUGUGAAGUGGCUCAGCCUGGUGGGGAACAACAUUGGCAGUGAAGGUGCCCAAGCCCUAGCACUGAUGCUGGAGAAGAACAAGUCACUGGAGGAACUCUGCCUGGAGGGAAACCAUAUCUGUGACGAAGGGGUGCGUUUUCUGGCAGAAGGACUGAAGAGAAAUUCAAGUUUGAAAUUUUUGAAGCUGUCCAACAAUGGCAUUACCUACCAGGGUGCAGACGCCCUCCUGCAGGCCCUCCACAGGAAUAGUACCAUUCUGGAAGUUUGGCUCCGAGGGAACACCUUCUCUCCAGAGGAAAUUGAAACACUCAGCUCCAGGGACAGCAGACUCUUGCUUUGACAUCUCAGCCUUGGGGGAUUGGACUCUGGAGGCUGAAUAGCUUCAGGCAAUAUCCCUGUGCUACUCUGGGCUGGACUGUUCCCCCUCCCCCCGGGGGCACUAUAGUCUCCUUCUGAUAGCAGAAAAUGGUGCUCCAGUGCCCUCCAGAAUUGACUUUUCCCAAGGAUGUGUGAUGGUUGGUCUUGGUUGACUAAACUAGUUUAAGAGACACUUGGGACUAGAGGACCACAUUUCUGUGAGGUGUCUAGAGAGGAAUAUCACCUAGGGCAGUGACUGGGAGGGGGAAAGGUCCUGACUGAAUGUGGACAACACAAUCCACCCGGUGAUCCAUGGGAGGAGGAAGAUAGCGAAUACUUGCAUGCAUGAGCUCUUCUUCCUGAGUGAGGACUUCUUUGGCUGCUGACAUCGCCUUUGGACAGCAGACUCCAGCUUCUUUGGCCUUUUGACUUGGACACAGCACCAGUGACAUUUUAGGGAGCUUCCAGGCCCCAGCUUCUUGGUCCUGACAGCUACCAGACUCUGCCUCUCCAGAUGGCCAUUGUUGGACUGCCCAGUCCCGAUGAUACUCCAAGAAUGAGUGGGAUGAACACAAGAGCUCCCUCUGACGACAGUAUGUGGUGGGCUGCUAGCUGAAUGGCCAGGGUUCUUAUGGGGGUCAGUCAGACCCAUGGAUGUCAACUCAGGGCCUGUUGUUGUGGAGACUUAGGCCCACAUGCAAGACACCCCCCUCCCCUUCUCUCUCUCAGAGAGGAAUAUCCAGGAAGCAGCUCUUAGCUAUGUCUGGACUCAGCUCUGGCCCCCCCAUUCACCCUGCACGAGGCUCACCAGGACCUCACCCCAGACAGCCAACACAAUACCUAUCUUUUUCCCCUUUCUUAACGUAAACAACAGCCAUUUGCCCCCAGGAUGUUCUGGAUUUACAAGAAAAACAUGACCACACUCCAGCUGGGAUGAUCACAUGUGGACUUGGGUUUCCAGUAACAUCAAUUACUUUGUAGCAGAGCCUUUGGAGUCAGUUCCUCCCUCAGCAACAGCUUUUUAGCGUUAAUCUGGGCUAGAAUUUCAAACAACCCCACCAGGCCUCAAGUUGCUGCCUGUGAACUGAACUAUAACAACAGACUUCUGAAACAUAUUCACAAAAGGCAGCUCCAUUUUUAUCUGUGACAGAAUGCUUUAGGAUAUAGAGUUAGGGGUUGGACAUCCACAGGGGAUAAAACCAGGCCCUUUGCUUCUAAGUCAGGUCUUUUUGUGUUUUUCAAAAUGUCACUUUUGUAAUUUUUAAAUUAUAGAAAUGUUACUCCAUAUCAUUGUGUGUGAAAACAGGUUAAUAUUUAUAAACUGUGUCGUUUUAUUACAAGUUGGCACUUUUAUAGACAAUGUGAUCAUGAACUUUCUGUUAUAAAUAACCACAGAGGUGAAAACUA